AAUACAUUUUCACCCAAAAACCGAAGGGGGAAAAAAAAAAAGAAAAAAAAAAAACCACAAACGUUGGAGACAUCGCGAAGGCAAAAAAGCCUGCUUUCUAUGUCUCCGUCUCCCUCCGCCGCUCCUUCUCUCCGCCGGCCCCUCGCCACCAUCUCCCUCCCCUAUCCUCACCAAACCCUAACCCUAAUUUUGCCCAAACCCUAAAGAUCCCCUUCGUGCCCCAUUCGACCCUCCCAUGUCGUGGGGCUUGGGGUGGAAACGCCCCUCCGAGAUCUUCCACCUCACCCUCGACUACGGCGACUCCGAUCCCAAUGCCGACCCCUCUCCCACCCCGUCGACCUCCCCGCCCCCGCCGCCGCCUCCUCCGCCGCCCCCGCCGCCGCCGCCCCCGCCCCCCGCCGCAGGAGAUCUCGGUUUCCGGAUCGAGCUCGACUGGUCGGCCGGGGACGACGAGGAUCAGGUCGCGCUCCGGCUCCAGUCGCAGCUCAUGGUCGCGCUGCCCCCGCCGCGCGACGCCGUGGUGCUGGAUCUGCGCGAAGGUCGGGAAGGGUGCGUGGAGAUCGAUAUGAAGGUCGAGAAGCGGCGGGAACCGCUGCGGUCGGUGCGGAUGGCAAAGGCGGCGGGGUCGGGGCAGCAGAGCGAUGGCGUUGCGGUGCUCACGCGGCUGAUCCGAUCAAAUUUGGCACCAUCGGGAUCGCCCGAGGGGGCUCCAGCGUUGGACGAUCGCUGGAAGAGCGUUACUGUCGUAAGCUUGUGCGGCUGCGGCUUGUCGGCACUCCCGGUCGAGUUAACACGCCUACCACUUCUUGAGAGACUAUAUCUUGAUAAUAAUAAGCUAUCUGUCUUACCUCCAGAACUCGGUGAAUUAAAGAAUCUGAAGGUUCUUAGAGUUGAUAGCAACAUGCUAGUUUCUGUCCCUGUUGAGCUGAGGCAAUGUGUUAAGUUGGUUGAGUUGUCCUUAGAACACAACAAACUUGUCCGCCCUCUCCUGGAUCUCAGGGCUAUGACUGAGCUUCGUGUCCUAAGAUUGUUUGGAAAUCCUCUCGAGUUUCUUCCUGAACUUUUACCAUUGCACAAUUUACGACAUUUGUCUCUUGCUAAUAUCAGAAUAGAGGCAACUGAAAGCCUAAAAUCUGUAAAUGUGCAAAUAGAGACAGAUAAUAGCUCCUAUUUCGUUGCAUCUAGGCACAAACUUAGUGCCUUCUUUUCUCUUAUUUUCCGGUUUUCCUCAUGCCAUCAUCCUCUUCUGGCUUCUGCUCUGGCAAAAAUCAUGCAAGAUCAUAACAAUCGGAUAGCUAUUAGCAAAGAAGAAAAUGCAGUUCGGCAGCUUAUAAGUAUGAUAAGCAGUGACAAUCGCCAUGUGGUUGAACAAGCAUGCUGUGCUCUUUCCUCGCUAGCGUCAGAUGUUUCUUUAGCAAUGCAGUUGAUUAAAUCUGACAUUAUGCAACCCAUUGAGUCAGUUUUGAGAUCAGUUGAUCAGGAAGAGCUGAUUUCUGUAUUGCAAGUUGUGGUCACAUUGGCUUUCGCCUCUGAUCAUGUUGCACAAAAGAUGCUGACGAAGGAUCUCCUUAAGUCGCUUAAAGUACUCUGUGCGCACAAAAACACAGAGGUGCAGCGCCUGUCUUUAUUUGCAGUGGGAAAUUUAGCUUUCUGUUUGGAGAAUCGUCGUACUUUAACUCAGUCUGAAAGCUUACGUGAACUUCUACUCCGUUUGACUGUUACAUCUGAGCCACGUGUGAAUAAGGCUGCUGCACGUGCUUUGGCAAUUCUUGGAGAAAAUGAGAAUCUGCGUCGAGCUAUAAGAGGAAGGCCAGUUGGGAAGCAAGGAUUGCGCAUACUUGCAAUGGAUGGUGGUGGUAUGAAGGGUCUUGCGACAGUCCAAAUGAUUAAACAAAUCGAGGAAGGAACUGGAAAGCGUAUUCAUGAAAUGUUUGAUUUGAUCUGUGGUACAUCAACGGGUGGCAUGCUUGCGAUAGCUCUUGGAGUCAAGCAGAUGACUUUGGAGCAGUGUGAAGAAAUAUAUAAGAAACUAGGCAAACUUGUAUUUGCUGAACCUAUCCCUAAAGAUAAUGAAGCUGCUUCCUGGAGAGAGAAGCUUGACCUACUAUAUAAAAGUUCAUCACAAAGCUUUAGAGUAGUUGUACAUGGUUCAAAGCACAGUGCCGAUCAAUUUGAGAGAUUACUGAAAGAAAUGUGCGCUGAUGAAGAUGGUGACCUCUUAAUAGAGUCUGCUGUGAAAGGCAUUCCGAAGGUUUUCGCAGUAUCUACUCUAGUCAGUGUUAUGCCGGCACAACCUUUUAUAUUUCGGAAUUAUCAGUAUCCAGCUGGCACCAUGGAAGCGCCUUCAGGAAUGGUCGAAAGCCCUGCAAUAACUGCAGUUGGGACAGCUACUUCUGGGUCGCCGGUUGGUAUCCGGCGUGGUGCUUAUAUUGGGAGCUGCAAGCAUCGGAUAUGGGAAGCUAUAAGGGCAUCAUCUGCUGCUCCAUAUUAUCUUGAUGAUUUCUCAGAUGAUGUAAACCGCUGGCAAGAUGGAGCUAUUGUGGCAAAUAAUCCAACCAUUUUUGCAAUUAGAGAAGCACAACUCUUAUGGCCUGAUACGAGAAUUGAUUGCCUAGUUUCGGUCGGAUGUGGGUCAGUUCCUACUAAAGCUAGAAAAGGUGGAUGGCGCUAUCUGGAUACAGGACAGGUUUUAAUAGAGAGUGCAUGUUCGGUGGAGCGAGUGGAGGAAGCUAUGGAAACUUUCAUACCACUGCUUCCUGAAAUGCAGUAUUUCCGGUUCAAUCCAGUUGAUGAGCGGUGUGGUAUGGAGCUUGAUGAGACUGAUCCUUCUAAUUGGCUCAAGUUAGAAGCUGCAACCGAGGAGUACAUCCAGAAAAAUUUUCAGGCUUUUAAGAAUUUAUGUGAACAGCUAGUUCCGAGAUGCCAGAAUGACGAAAAGCUGAUGGAAAAGAUGAAGUCCCAACAGUUUUCACAAUUUAAACCUUCAGAUUCAGGUCUUAAUGAUAAUGGCCCAUCAUUAGGAUGGAGGCGAAUGGUACUCCUUGUAGAGGCUUCUUAUAAUCCUGAUUCUGGAAAGUCUAUAAAUCAUGCCCGCUCUCUAGAAACAUUUUGUGCCGGUAAUAACAUCAGACUGGCUCUUACAAAUAGGUCCCCAGGAUUUUCCAAGCAAGGAACUGCGUUCCCUACACCAUUUGCAUCACCUUUGUUCACUGGGAGUUUUCCAUCGAGCCCACUUCUAUAUAGUCCUGAGUGUGGUCCUCAAAGAGUCGGUCGAAUCGAUUUGGUCCCGCCACUUAGUUUGGAUGGCCACCCGACCGUGAAGUCGUCAGCCUCACCACCAACAUCGCCUUUGAUGUCUAGGCAGCCCACUAUACAUGUUCGGUCAUUGCAUGAGAAGUUACAAACUUUGCCUCAAGUUGGGAUUAUUCAUUUGGCUCUUCAGAAUGAUUCUACAGGCUCAAUAUUAAGUUGGCAGAAUGAUGUAUUUGUCGUUGCUGAGCCGGGAGAGCCCGCGGAUAGGUUUCUUCAGAGUGUUAAAAUGAGCUUAUCAUCUAUGAUGAGAGGGUGGAAAAGGAAAGAAGCUUAUUCCUUAUCGAAACUCUCAAACAUUGCUGAUUUGGUUGCAGAAUGGCCAUCCUUUCAGGUUGGAGGCAUCCUCCACCGCUAUAUUGGACGACAGACUCAAGUAAUGGAAGAUAACCAAGAAAUUGGUGCCUUUAUGUUUCGUAGAACAGUUCCUGCUGUUCACUUGACUGCUGAAGAUGUUCGGUGGAUGGUUGGAGCAUGGAGGGACCGAAUCAUAAUCUGCAGCGGGAAAUGCGGGUUCGCCCCAAGUCUCGUGAAGGCCUUCCUCGAUUCAGGUGCCAAAGCCGUGGUUUCAUCUUCUAUCGAACCGCCCGAUUUGCAGUGUGGGCUGUCCCACCCGACGGGCGACUACAACGGCAUCGAGAACGGAAAAUUCGUCAUUGGAGAUGAUGAGGGUGAGGAGGAAGAGGAGCCCGAACCUGCCAGCCCUGCGAGUGAUUGGGAAGACAGUGAUGCUGACAAGAGCUGCGAGCAUCACGUAUCAAAUUGGAACGAUGAUGAAGAAGAUUUGUCGCAGUUCAUUUGUCUUCUGUAUGAUACAUUGUUUCGCGAGGGGGCGAGGGUCGAUGUCGCGCUGCAGCAGGCGGUGCGUUCUCAUCCGAAGUUGAAGUAUACUUGCCAUUUACCGAAUUUAAUAUAGAUUGGAGGAAAAUAAUGUUACAUAUAAAUAAAUAUAGUAUAUAAAUAUAGUGAAAAUAUAAUAAGGUGGUAAAAUUGGGAUUAGUUCCAUUCAAUUUUUUUGCUAUAGAGGAUGUUUGUUGUUUAUUUUGCGAGAGAAAGAGAAAAAGAAAGAGAAGGGUACAACCCAUAUAUGUAUUGCUUACUACAGGGACAAAAUGUAGUAUGAAUUAUAUAUUGAUUUAAUGAAUAAACAUAAGGUGAGGGCAAUUUCGUAUCCUUAUUCAAUGUAAAA
Ananas comosus (pineapple) is the source of this 4498-nucleotide messenger RNA. RefSeq names its product phospholipase A I. The record is from RefSeq and is a predicted model, not a curated record. Gene Ontology annotation, biological process: fatty acid metabolic process. NCBI's taxonomy places the organism in Eukaryota, Viridiplantae, Streptophyta, Magnoliopsida, Poales, Bromeliaceae. The coding region runs from base 236 to 4225 and encodes 1329 amino acids. Gene Ontology annotation, molecular function: glycerophospholipase activity; protein binding. Gene Ontology annotation, cellular component: membrane. The transcript is spliced from 18 exons.